CUUGACAGCCGAUAUACUAUUUCGAUAUUUGCAUAUGUGUUUAACGAUUAUUAAAUCAGCUACAGCUAUUACUUUCAGUUAGAAUCUUAAUAUAGAACGGUGGUGUAUUCAUCUUUUAUCUAAUCGAACUAAAAAAUGAAGUGGUAAUUAUGCGUCUUAAAGGGAAACAUAACAGAAAGUCGUUUCCCAGCGUUUACAAGGCUCUUUCCCGUAUAUGUCGUGCUGUUGAUAAAGGUCAAUUAGACAGUCUCAUGGCUGACAGUACAGUAGCUCCAAUUAAGAGUGAAAUCAACAGUAACUCUAUGAAUUUUCCAGCACAACCCAAAAAUGAAAUAUCAGAUAAUUCCAACUCUGUAUAUACCGUUGGACAAUAUGCACCAAAGGUUUUGCAAAAUUUGAAUUCACAAAGACUUAACAAUCAAUUUAGUGAUGUUGGUUUGAUCGUUGGUAAUACAAUUAUUAGAGCUCACAGGUCUGUUUUAGCUGCAAGUAGCGCUUAUUUCAAUGCUAUGUUUACCGGUGGAUUGGUCGAAGAGCAACAAGAGCUUGUAGAGAUUCAUUCGAUACCUGAAAAUAUUUUAUCGAUACUCAUAGAUUUUAUUUAUUCUGGAAAUGUGAAUGUGACACAAGAUAAUGUUCAGGAGCUAUUUGCAGCUGCGGAUAUGCUAGAAUUGAACGAGGUAGUUUCUAGUUGCAUUUCCUAUCUAGAAGAGCAAUUACAUUUUUCGAAUGCCCUUGGAAUUUAUAGAUUUGCAGAGACUCACAAUUGCGCAGAUCUUUUAGAAACUGCCUUACGUUUUAUUCAAAUUAAUUUUCCUAGGGUUUCACAGGAAGAGGAAUUUCUUGAUCUACCAAAGGAGCAUUUAGUCAGUUUUCUAAGCAGUGAAAACAUUCACAUUGACACCGAAUUCCAAGUUUUUGAAGCCGCGUAUAAUUGGAUUACUCAUGAUAUACCUGCUCGACGUUGUUACGUAUUCGAAAUAUUCAGUCACAUAAGACUACGACUAUGCUCAAUGGCUUGUUUAAAUCAAAUAAUUUACAAAUGUAACGAUGGAAGUCUUACAGUAGCAUUGACUUCUAUUAAAAAGGACCUAAUUUGUAAUAAGGGAUGCCUUGUACCACUUCGAGUACAACCUCGCCAUUGUGCUAAAAAAAAUAUUUUAGUAAUUGGCGGCAUAAAACGUGAUUCGAACACAUGGGUCAAGCCCUCCGAAUCAAUCUACGAUACCGUUAAUAAAUACAAUACAUUUAAGAACACAUGGAGCGAAGUUGCGCCUGUACAAAUAGAACGAGUGUUGCCCGGAGUUGCGCUAUUAAGUGGAAAAGUGUAUGUCGUAGGCGGGGAGAUAGAUUAUGAUAUUAUCGCCAGUGGCGAAUGCUAUGAUCCUCACGACAACGUAUGGACAUCUAUAGCUUGUAUGGUGGAGCCCCGAUGUGAAUUUGGAUUAUGCGCCUUUAAUAAUAAUUUAUAUGCUUUUGGUGGAUGGGUUGGCGAAGAUAUUGGCGAUACUAUAGAGAUUUACGAUCCAGUGAUUAAUUUUUGGACUGUUAGUGGAAAACUGCCAGAGCCACGAUUCAGCAUGGGUGUCGUCGCUUACGAUGGGCUCAUAUACAUUGUUGGCGGAUGUUCACAUGAUAUUAGGCAUCGUAAGGAUGUGAUGAGUUAUAAUCCAUCGACGCAAGAAUGGAGAUCAUUGGCACCAAUGAUGACACCUCGUUCGCAAAUGGGUAUUGCUGUACUCGAUGACUAUAUGUACGUUGUUGGAGGGACCAAUAAAUAUCAAGAAGUUUUAUCAUCCGUUGAAAGAUAUUCUUUUAAAAAGAAUACAUGGGCUAUAAUUCCCCCAUUAACUGUCGGUCGAUCAUACCCUGCGGUAGCGGCAGCUGAUAACCAUUUAUAUGUAAUAGGUGGUGAUCAUCAGCAAGAAAUUAAUUUCUAUUGGAGACACAUAACAGUAUCUUCCGUCGAACGUUAUGAUCCACUUUUGUGCAAAUGGUUUGAAUGCGCUCCACUUCCCAACAGCAGAGGUGAAGCAGCUGCUGUUGCCGUUCACUUUUGAUUGUAAUUUUAGCUUUUAUUAUUGGUCACUUUACUCCUAUACUUACAUUUUAUUCGAGACAUUUUCAUUCAAUUAAAAAAUAGUAAUACCAGAAAUGGGCGUACGUACUAUAAGAAUAAGAAAUAAAAUUUAACAUUCUUUAUUUUAUUAAUAAUAUAGGCAUAUAUAUAUAGAUA
Messenger RNA from Ceratosolen solmsi marchali, 2236 nucleotides. RefSeq names its product actin-binding protein IPP. NCBI's taxonomy places the organism in Eukaryota, Metazoa, Arthropoda, Insecta, Hymenoptera, Agaonidae. Gene Ontology annotation, molecular function: protein binding. The transcript is spliced from 7 exons. Bases 150 to 2060 code for a protein of 636 amino acids. The record is from RefSeq and is a predicted model, not a curated record.